AAUUGUCUCUUUGUUUCUUCGUAUAGAUCAAUCAAUCAAUGGACUCCAAUUUCUAAAAAUCUCUUUUGUGGUCUUUCCAAUUUCGGAUUUUUGAAUCUUCUCCGAUCAUCAUCUUCACCACCAAUAUGGGUGCUUCAUCUUCAACAGACAACAAAGAAUCAUCUGAGAAACGAGAAAUCGAAAGCCUCGCCGCUUCAACCGGAGCUCUUCCUCUGCUUCAACGUUCCUUCUCAAAGCUCGUUGAUUCUCAAACCAAUACAGUUCCUUUUCAAUCCUUCAAGAAAAGUUUUGGUUUGAGCUACGAUUCAAUUACUUCUGAAGGAGGGCAAAAAGUUCCAGACUCGUUUCCUAGAUUGUUGGAGUGUUUAGGAUCGUCUUUAGUAGAUUUGUUCUUUGUACCUGACAAAGAAGGAUUGAGUUGGGUUGAGUUUGCUAGUGGUUAUGUCAAAUGCUGUGGGAGGAUGUCAGCUUCAAUGUCUUUCAACACUUUGUUGAGAGUUUACUAUGUGACAGCUAAAAAUGCAGGCUUUUCUCCAAAGCUUGAGUUUGAAUCUGAUGAAUCUGAUUGUAAGAUUAGCGGGUCGAUUUCGAGUUCAGAGUUGCUUGUGUUUCUUUGGUUGUGUUGGACAAUGUCGUGGGAUGGUCGUACUUCUAAAGCUGCUGAAAUGAAAGGGUCUUUGUUUCUUCCGGAUAUCAGUCAUCUGGUUCUAUCAGCACUUGUGUCUUGUAUUGAAUCUGAAUCUGGAAACGGUUUUGAAGUUUGGGAGACUGAUGUUUCUGGAUUAGAACUUGAACUUCCUAUUGGGAAAUUCCUAACGUGGGCUUUGUCAACAGUUCCUAGUCUCUCUGAGUGCCUUUCUCACUUUUGUAAUUCGAGACUUCAAAAUGUUGAGGAUGGAUCUGGACCUUCAAAGUCCACUGCUGUAGAUGAUUCUGCGUCCAAGACAAGCGAAAACACCCUUCUAACAUGUGGAAGGGCAUGGGCGAUUUCUUUGACGAGCAAAAGUACAAUAAGCGAGGAGAUUUUGAGCUCAUGCUUUCCUUGCAAUAGUGAUGAAACAAAUAAUCUUCUAUACCGCUCAUACUAUCAUGGGAAAGGCAUGAAUCGACUGUGGUCCAAUGUUGAAGGGUAUCAUGCUCCGAUACUAGUGAUAAUUUCUGCAAGCUGUGAAGGCGAACACAAGGGUACUUCAAGCGAGAGGAAAUGGGUCAUUGGUGCAAUCUUGCAGCAAGGUUUUGAAAACAAAGAUGCAUUUUAUGGAAGCUCAGGGAGCUUGUUCUCCAUUAGUCCGGUCUUCCACGCAUUCUCAUCUUCUGGCAAGGAGAAAAACUUUGCGUAUAGCCAUCUGCAUCCCGCUGGUGGAGUCUACGAUGCACACCCCAAGCCUGUUGGAAUUGGAUUCGGUGGAACUCUUGGAAACGAGAGAAUUUUCAUUGAUGAAGACUUUGCUAAAAUCACAGUCCGACAUCAUGCAGUUGAUAAAACUUACCAGUCAGGCUCUCUUUUCCCAAACCAGGGUUAUUUACCAGUAGAGGCUUUGGUUUUAGAUAUUGAAGCAUGGGGGUUAGGUGGAAGUAAGGCUAGGGAAAUUCAACAAACAUACCAGAAAAGAGAAGAGCUUUUCACAAACCAACGUCGAAAGAUCGACUUGAAGACAUUUACGAAUUGGGAAGAUUCACCUGAGAAAAUGAUGAUGGAUAUGAUGGGUAAUCCUAAUGCUCCUAGAAAGGAAGAGAGGUGAAAUGUGAAGCACGAGGACUGGUUUGAUGUAUGCACAUACGUUUUUAAUUGAGAUUUUGUCUGUACAAUAUAUACAAGCAAGAAACUCUUUUGCUGUUAUGUGCUUGUCUUGUUGAUUCAAUGUGUAAGUUAUGUAUACUAUCGUUGCCAAAACUCAAACUGGCCUUUGUCAAUAAAAACACAAACACAAACGGGCGUGUUGAUUUGAUAAAUGCCCAUUAAA
Messenger RNA from Camelina sativa (false flax), 1964 nucleotides. RefSeq lists its product as uncharacterized. NCBI's taxonomy places the organism in Eukaryota, Viridiplantae, Streptophyta, Magnoliopsida, Brassicales, Brassicaceae. The record is from RefSeq and is a predicted model, not a curated record.